AUGUGCUUUGAUACAACUAGUUCAAAUAACGGUUGUUUUAAUGGCGCAUGUGCAUUAUUAGAAGAUAAAAUUGGCCGUGACUUAUUAUAUCUUGCUUGUCGCCAUCAUACUUCUGAAUUGAUGUUACGAAAUGUUGCAGAAGUUGCUUGGCCAGUGACGAAUAGUCCAAAUGUACCAAUUUUCAAAAGACUCAGAGAUAAUUGGGAAAAAAUUGAUAAAUCUGCGUAUGAAAUCGGCACAGAGGAUAAAGAUAUUGCACUUAUUUUAAAUCAAAGAAAAGACGAUAUUCUUGACUUCAUAGAAAAUCAACUGAAGAAUCAUCAUCCGAGAAAUGAUUACAAGGAGUUUUUGGAGCUGAGCUGUAUCUUUUUGGGUGGUAUCAAAAGUCAUAGAGCCGAAUUUAAAGCACCUGGUGCUUUUCAUCACGCACGGUGGUUAUCGAAAGCUCUCUAUUGCUUGAAAAUAUAUAUGUUUAGAAACCAGUUUAAAAUGGGAGCAAACGAAAAAAAAAAUUUUGCAGAAAAUAUGUGUUUUCAUCGUAAUAUUUUAUGUAAAAAUAUGGUUUACUGCUCCUAAUGCAAUAAAUGCUCCAAACUCGGA
Cotesia glomerata is the source of this 600-nucleotide messenger RNA. RefSeq lists its product as uncharacterized. The record is from RefSeq and is a predicted model, not a curated record. The coding region runs from base 1 to 576 and encodes 191 amino acids. Lineage: Eukaryota; Metazoa; Arthropoda; Insecta; Hymenoptera; Braconidae. The transcript has 3 exons.